AUGCCCAACACAGUCAUCUGGAGCGCAAUGUCCAAUGACACUGGAGGUUCUCCAAUCGGGCUUAUCAAAGGCGACCAGCUCGCUUUCCAGACCGAUGGUCGGCUGAUUCUCACUUCCAACGCUGCUGGAAUUGUCUGGGGAACUUCUACAACAACUCUCUCAGUUACAAAAGCUUUACUUCAGGAGAAUGGCAACUUAGAGCUGCUAGCAAGCAACGGAGUGCCUGCUUGGCAGUCAUUUGACCGCCCCACGGACACCAUUCUUCCUGAUCAGCAGCUCAUUGGAAUCACCCAGCUUGUCUCCAAUAACCGAAAAUAUUUCCUUCAGAUGGAUGGGAGUAAAGUUGCAUUCUAUUACCAGGGAUAUUGGCUUGAACCAUACUGGAGGAUUGAGAAUGAAAAUCAAUCCAAUUCUGCCAAUUCUGUAGUCAGUCCUCGUCUCAACUUCAGCACUAGUUUCUUUGAUGGGAGCGGCAGCUCCUGGAAAAACCCUGUCAAAGUAUAUGACACAGCACAGAGGUAUGCGCUUGAUUAUCCUAAAGUUGGUCUAACCCGGAGGCUGACCGUGGACGAUGAUGGCAACUUGAGAAUCUACACUCUUGAUGAGAUUAACAAAAGAUGGAUCAUAACUUGGCAAGCUGUUCUUCUCGAGUGCAACAUCUUUGGGAAAUGUGGGCGAUUCGGGAUUUGCACGUACCGGCCGACUGCAACUUGCACCUGUCCUCUGGGAUUUCACCCCACAAAUGCGUCCGAUUCAUCACAGGAUUGUGCUUACAACACUCCAUUGGCCAAGUGUCCCACAGGCCAAAACUCAACAGAUCCAAGAAACUUCAAACUGAUCCAACUUGUACGCACGGACUUCAAAUACAAUGACUACAAUAGUGACCCGCUGCCAACUCCGUCAUCCCAGGAGGAUUGUAUCCAAAGAUGCCUUAGGGAGUGCGAGUGUCUCGGAGCUGCUUUCCAAAUGGCUGGCGCUGGAAUAUGCUGGCUCAAGGGUUUAGAUCCCUCGGGUUUAUUCAAUGGCAAGCAGUCCCUGGACGUGGACAACGUUUUCUUCUUGAAGCUUUCUGCCAAAGAUCCAGGACAAAGUCCAGAUGCAAACAUAUACGUGACAAAUGCAAAUGCCACUGUCGUUCCUGGUUUCCAGUGGCUGGUGAUCCAUCGGCCAUUUUUCAGAGACGCUCCUCGAGUUGCUCUAUUCAUUACAACACUUGUGUUGGUGGUGUUCCUCUUGGUUGUGGGGCUCUGCUGGACCAUAAGCGCUAGAGCACGUAACAACAUGAUGGAUCUCGAUUUCAGCAGUGGGCCUGCAAGGUUCACGUAUCAGCAGCUGCAAACUUUCACAGACAACUUCUGUGACAAGCUUGGAUCGGGAGGAUUUGGGACGGUCUACAAGGGGCGGCUUCUAAAUGGCACCCUUGUUGCAGUCAAGGAACUGCAAAUGGCCAUGCAAGCUGAUAAACAAUUCCAAACUGAAGUGGAGACCCUCGGCAAGAUUCACCACAUCAACCUCGUCCGGCUGUUGGGGUAUUGCUAUGAGGACAAUCGAAAGCUCCUGGUUUAUGAGUACAUGCCUAAUGGUUCACUAGAGAAGUUACUUUUUUUGGAUGAUGCAAAGCACUUUUGCAGCUGGGCCAGCCGAUUCAGCAUUGCUUUGGGGAUUGCAAGAGGGAUAACAUACCUUCAUGAUGAAUGUCAGGAAUGCAUUCUCCACUGUGAUAUCAAGCCUCAAAACAUCCUGCUUGACGAGAGCUUCUGUCCAAAGGUAGCGGAUUUUGGUUUGGCCAAGCUAAUGAAACGGGAGAGGGCAUUGAGUGUCACAACUGUUCGUGGAACCAGAGGAUACCUUGCGCCUGAGUGGAUCAGCAACCUUCCAAUCACAACCAAAGUGGAUGUCUACAGUUUUGGAAUGGUUUUGCUCGAGAUUAUAAGUGGCAGAGAGAAGUACAUCAUGACGAUAUCUGCCAUAAACUCAGAAAACAGCCGAUGGUGUCUCUCGGACUGGGCUUACAACAUGUAUCAGGCUGGAGAUAUGGAAAGCAUUGUUGACAAGAAGCUUGUUGGGGAGGAAGUGGAUUUCGUGCAAUUCAAGAGGCUGCUUAAAGUUGCAUUGUGGUGCAUUCAGCACGAUGCACAUGCAAGGCCAUCAAUGGGGAAAGUGGUGCAAAUGAUGGAGGAUACUGUACAAUUUCCUGAGCCAUCAUCUCCAAAUUCUUCUUUCUCCAUAGGUUUAGAUCCUUCUAUGGACUACUCAGAAGACACCGUUGGUUCUCUGACAAAUGGACGAUAAGUAGACGACUCUAAAAUAAUGUUUUUAUUGGUUAUUUUGACGUGUUUAUCAGUUAAUAUAUUUUUA
Molecule: messenger RNA, 2358 nt
Organism: Selaginella moellendorffii
Lineage: Eukaryota; Viridiplantae; Streptophyta; Lycopodiopsida; Selaginellales; Selaginellaceae
Product: G-type lectin S-receptor-like serine/threonine-protein kinase At1g34300
Exons: 1
Coding region: 1-2292 (763 amino acids)
Biological process (GO): protein phosphorylation; recognition of pollen
Molecular function (GO): ATP binding; protein serine/threonine kinase activity
Source: RefSeq, a predicted model, not a curated record